CCCGCUUACUAAAAACGGUUCAUCCGACGUGUCCAUUCUGAAGACCAAAAACUCCUCCAUGGUUCUCUGUUUCCCUAUCCACCAUAUUUCUUCACCACUCGUCUUUCCAUAGACAUCAGAGGAAAAAACACACUAAAAUAAAUAAAAUCUUAUUUUGUGUUUAACCCCAAGGGAUAAUCAAUGGCCAUGAGUGUUAGCAGUGCACGUUUCUCAGUUUUCAGUUACAAGAAAGUUAACAGAAGAACAAGGGCUGUUGCUUCUGAGGAUUUCGCUGUUACUCUCAAAACAGAAGACAAGGUGAAGUUAGGAGGGUCAGAGCUCAAAGUGACAAAGCUUGGAAUUGGAGCUUGGUCAUGGGGUGAUACCACUUAUUGGAACAACUUUGAAUGGAAUGAUAGGAAGAUCAAGGGUGCUAAGGCAGCUUUUGAUGCCAGUGUUGAUCGUGGUAUAACCUUUUUCGAUACAGCUGAAGUUUAUGGCUCUGCGCUGUCCUUGGGUGCCAUGAAUUCUGAAACUCUGCUGGGAAGAUUUAUAAAGGAAAGGAAAGAAAAGUAUCCAGAUGCGGAAGUUGCUGUUGCAACAAAGUUUGCAGCUUUGCCUUGGAGGUUUGGUCGUCAGAGUGUCCUUAAUGCGCUCAAGGAUUCCAUUUGUCGGCUUGGGGUUUCAUCAAUAGAACUUUAUCAACUCCAUUGGCCUGGUGUAUGGGGAAAUGAAGGUUAUAUUGAUGGUCUCGGUGAUGCUGUGGAGCAGGGCCUUGUGAAGGCUGUUGGUGUCUCAAAUUACAAUGAGAGACGACUUCGUGAUGCUUAUGAAAGGCUUAAGAAGAGAGGAAUUCCUCUAGCUUCAAACCAAGUGAAUUACAGUCUCAUAUACAGGGCACCCGAGCAGAAUGGAGUGAAGGCUGCAUGUGAUGAACUUGGGAUCACUUUGAUUGCAUAUUGUCCUAUUGCGCAGGGUGCCCUUACAGGAAAGUAUACGCCUGAAAAUCUACCAACUGGGCCUCGAUCCAGGAUUUACACUCCGGAGUUUUUAACUAAGCUCCAACCUCUCCUGAACAGAAUUAAGGAAAUAGGAGAGAACUAUGGCAAAACUCGAACACAGGUUGUGCUUAACUGGUUAAUAGCCCAGGAGAAUGUUGUGCCAAUCCCAGGAGCGAAAAAUGCUGAACAAGCUGAGGAAUUCUCAGGUGCCCUUGGGUGGAGACUAAGCAAUGAACAAGUUGAUGAGCUACGGUCACUGGCUUCAGAGAUGAGUCCUGUUGUUGGUUUCCCUGUUGAGAACCUGUGAAUUUUCGGCUCCAUUUAAGGGCAAGUUCAGGCCUGAUUGUCAACCAAUAGUAUCAAUAACAUAUGUCCUAUUAUUGGUUCCCCUGUCUCUUUGUCUGCUGAGACGUGGGCAUUCCAUGCCUACCACAUAUAUAUUUGUUUGUUUUGGUGCAUUGCCUUGCAGCCCUCCACUCCAUUUUUGUGGGAACAAACGUCAGAAAAAUGUAUUCAAACAUACUUAAGUAAGAACAAUCAUCAUUAUACGUUACUUGAAUUUGGG
Messenger RNA from Theobroma umbraticum, 1545 nucleotides. RefSeq names its product NAD(P)-linked oxidoreductase superfamily protein. Lineage: Eukaryota; Viridiplantae; Streptophyta; Magnoliopsida; Malvales; Malvaceae. The record is from RefSeq and is a predicted model, not a curated record. Gene Ontology annotation, cellular component: cytoplasm.